This is a messenger RNA of Macadamia integrifolia, 1906 nucleotides long. RefSeq names its product protein WHAT'S THIS FACTOR 1 homolog, chloroplastic. Gene Ontology annotation, molecular function: RNA binding. The record is from RefSeq and is a predicted model, not a curated record. Lineage: Eukaryota; Viridiplantae; Streptophyta; Magnoliopsida; Proteales; Proteaceae. The transcript has a single exon. The coding region runs from base 455 to 1630 and encodes 391 amino acids.
UGCAAGCUUUGGCCCACCAAAGAGUAAGAGAAGGAAGAAAAAUGGCCAAAGCUGCUUAUCCAGACAGAAGAACCAUUGGAAAGAGCAGCGAUAAUGUACUCGUUCUGCUUCGAGAAUCGCCUUCCCAUCGGUCUAUCUCGACUUAACUGCCACAACAUCAGAAGCAGGGAGGAGCUAUAAUCGAUUAAAUAUACUUCCAACCUUCUAGCAGGUUCAUCGUUUUGUUCUCCUUCAGCAUUGCGAACCGAAAUAUUGAUUUCUUGUUCCGAGUUUCAGAAGUGGUUUGAUAUGUUUAAUGUAAAGGUCGGUGGUUGAUUUGAUUGGGUUUAUGCUUUUAUAUUCAUAUUGGGCAUCUAAAGUCUAUUGGGUUAACAUUCUAGCUAAAGGGUUUGCAUUCUAACUGUUCGAUCAUUUGUCCGAAAGUGAUUUCUGCAACAAAUUUCUUCCAAGAGCUAUGAAAUCACUAUUGCUGCUAAAGCAAUCUCGUAUCAGAUCUUUUCUCCUUGAGAGUACUGGUUUUUUGUCCAUACAAAUUAGGUACAAGUCUGGUGGAGGAAGACCAAAGAAGAAGAUAUAUCAGAGAGUCUAUGAUCUGGACAGAGUUAUGGAGCUUCAGAAGAAGCCAUCCCUUAUUCUAGAACUCAAAGCCAUCAUCCAAAGACAAAAACACCACUCUCUUCUUAUCAGAGACCUCGAGAAAGAAGUUGGGUUUGUUAAAAAAUGGACCUUUAUGUCUGUGAUUGAAAAAUACCCUGCAAUCUUCCGUGUUGACGGUGGAAACAGAGCACCCAUUUCAGUUAGGCUCACGGAAAAAGCAGAAAAGGUUGCUUCAGAAGAAGUUCAUGCUGUAGAAUUGAUGGAACCCAUUUUGGUGAAGAACUUGAGGAAGCUGUUAAUGAUGUCAAUGGACUGUAGGAUCCCACUAGAGAAGAUUGAAUGCAUUGAAUCAGAAUUUGGUUUGCCUAGGGACUUCAAGGAAUCAUUAAUUCCAAAGUACCCAGAAUUCUUCUCUGUGAAAGACAUUAAUGGAAAAUCUUAUCUUAAUCUGGAAAGUUGGGAUUCUUCUUUAGCAAUAACUUCGCGUGAGGAAAAGCUAGAUAUCGUUGCCGUCCAUGAUGGGAGCUCAGAUUUUAGUGGGUCUCAAAAAGGAGCCAAGGUAUCUAGGGAUGGUAGUUUUUCUGGUCCUAAUGCUUUCCGGAUGAAUUUUCCUGCUGGUUUCAGACCGAAUACAAAAUAUCUUGAAGAAGUCCAAAAAUGGCAGAAAAUGCCCUUUCCUUCCCCAUAUUUGAAUGCAAGGAGAUUUGAGCCUGCGGACCCUAAAGCUCGAAAACGAGCAGUAGCAGUGCUACAUGAGCUUCUUAGCUUGACCAUGGAGAAGAGGAUGAGUUCUGCCCAAUUGGAUGCAUUUCAUGCUGAGUAUCAAUUACCAUGUAAAUUGUUGCUUUGUUUGGUUAAGAAUCAUGCCAUUUUCUACAUCACAAAUAAAGGAGCAAGAAGUACAGUCUUUCUGAAGGAAGCCUAUGAUGGAUCAAAUUUGAUAGACAAAUGUCCUCUUUUGAGAUUCUAUGAUAAGUUCAUCGCACUUAGUGGUAGGAGGGAUCCCAAAUUGAGUAAUGAAAUUCCUGCAUAAUAGAUUGGCUAAUGAAACUUGGACUUCAUAGAUUAUCAGAACCAACAGAAUAUGAGUUUUUGUAGAUAAUUUUGCUAAUUUUAUUCUUUUUUAUUUUUUUGCUCUGUUUAUUCAAUUUCAGUUACUACCAGCUUAUGUCCCUGGUUUGUCUUGAUCAAUGGUUAUUAUGCCUUCUUUUAAAUGGUCUCUGUGGCAAGGUUGUUGGUCUAAGAAUGUUACUGAUCUGUUCUGUAAUAGUAUCUUGUAUAUGUAUCACCAGUCCUAGUUUCCUUUUCA